This is a messenger RNA of Sphaerodactylus townsendi, 1472 nucleotides long. RefSeq lists its product as uncharacterized. The transcript is spliced from 3 exons. Bases 7 to 1206 code for a protein of 399 amino acids. The record is from RefSeq and is a predicted model, not a curated record. NCBI's taxonomy places the organism in Eukaryota, Metazoa, Chordata, Lepidosauria, Squamata, Sphaerodactylidae.
GGCAACAUGGAUUUAAGCAGACGUCCGAAGACCGCACCGUUGGGAGGUCAGCCCACCUCUUCCGCUCACGUUUCAGUCUGGCCUGCCAGGGGUUUUACAUUCUCACCCCUCUCCGAACAGCAGCUUCAGAAAGAGGCCGCUGAAGCCCUGAUAGUGCUGAGAAACUCCCCCCAGACAGCCCCCCUUCUUGCCACAUCCAGUCUCCUGCCCCUGGUCAGCUCUGGGCCUGCUCUGAUGGCUUCGCCAGCUUUCCCCCACCCAUCAGAGACGGCUCACAACUUUGGGAUGCCCAAUCCCUUCCAACAGCACCCUCAAUACUUUAUGCCAUCCUAUGGCAUUCAUGCUGUGAAGCCCUCCAAGGACAUAGCCCUGAAAGGGACCCAGAUGCCUCCAGAUCAACUGAGUGCCCACAAGGAACAGGUCCCAGGGCCCCUCUUCCUUCCUUUGCUCCACAGCGGUCCUCUUCCCCAGCAGUAUAAAAAUGUCCAUCUGUUCUCCAUUGCACCACCCCGGGGUCCUCAGCUAGCUACUUCUGUAAUGGUCUCUGGCAUCCAAGCAGUCAAACCCAGCUUUGGAGAGGCCUCUAAUAUUAGCCACCACCAUUUCCCCCCUAGCGUGACUACCUACCACACCGCCCCUGGUUCCCCACCAAAUACUGUCUACAUGCCACAAGCAAUGGAGAAGAGCUGGAUUUCAGAGGCAAACAUCGAGGUUGCGACUCCAGCCAGUUCCGCACAUGGCGGCCCUCAGCUGUUGCCCUUCUGUGUCCCCCCCAUGGACAUCUCUCUCACCCCAGUGCCCCUACCAAGUGGCAUUUCCUGUACCCCACUUGCGAUGGAAGUGCACAGGACCCCCAGGCUGUCCCUGCUGAAUCCUGCCCCAUACCUCCUAGCCCAGCAACCUUUCCCAGAGACAGUAUUUCCUCUGAGGCAGAAAUCCCCACAAGGCCAACAACAGCAGAGCCCAGGACAAAGGUGUUCCAGUCAAGGGCCAGCCGGAGAGGAGAGCGGCAGCAGCCACAAAGUGCCUGGAAGCAGCGAUCCAACAGAUUCCGCUGAAUUGGGGUCCAAGUUCCUCCCAGCCAGGCAAGCUCCCAGCCAGCAAGCCUCACCAAACCAACAGUCUCCUCACCGCCUCGAGGCCAACUCCUCCCCCUCCAUUUCCCUCAGCAUUGGCCAGAUGGGCUCCAUAUCCCUCCCCAGCUAGGUUCCUCGCAGGAACCAGAGCUGGCAGUAAGUGCUUUGCCAGCGUAUGUUGGGAUGAGGAGGAGAGGGCAAGAGCUUUCUCCCAGGCCUGUGAUCUUUCAAGACUGGAGCAGCCAGCCGUGGCCAGGCCUCUGCCUCUUGUUCCUUUUGCCACCACAGAUGGUUUUAUUGUGGCCGCUCCACACCAGUCUUCAGUUGAACACAUUUUUUUUCUGACUUUGUUCUGUGUCAGAUGAGAGCCAGAUUUUUUUUCUUUCUUUCUUUCUU